GUCACCUCAACCCUGAGAAGCAACAAAAGAAUACUACUACAUCUCAGGAAAUGAGAAAGAUAACGUUAGGCAGCAGAAACGAGGCGGUUGAGCCGGACUUUGUCCGUUCGGUCUUCACCGAGCUGCUCCUCACCUUCCUCUUUGUCUUCGCCGGGGUCGGCGCCGUCAUGACUGCAGAGGAGGUCGCAGGAGGCGAGGACCGGAUCAUGUGGGUGGUGGCGGCCCCGGCAGCAGCUCAGGCGAUGCUGGUGGCGAUGAUUACAGCGGUUGGCCUCGAUGUCUCGGCCGGCCACCUGAACCCCGCCGUCACCAUCGGGUUUGCGGCCGGCGGCUACGUCACCGUCGUCCGCUGCGUCCUCUACGUGAUCGCCCAGCUAUUGGGCUCCUCCAUGGCCUGCCUUCUCCUCAAGUACGUUGCUGCAGGACUGGAUGUACUCCCAGUUCAUGCACUUGCUGCAGGAAUGGAUCCGCUCCAAGGCGUGAUCAUGGAGGCCGUCUUCACCUUCUCCAUGGUCUUCGCCAUCUACGCCUUGAUCAUGGACCCCAAGAAGGGCGCAAUCGCCGGCUCCGCUCCCCUCCUCAUCGGCCUCACCGUCGGCGCCAACUCCUUGGCCGGCGGGGCCUUCUCCGGCGCGUCGAUGAACCCGGCGAGGUCAUUCGGGCCGGCGCUGGCCAACUGGGACUGGACCAAUCACUGGGUGUAUUGGCUGGGGCCCCUCGUCGGAAGUGGCCUCGCAGGGUUCGCUCACCACCACCUCUACGUCGCCGGGACGCAUGGCGUUCUCCUUCCCAAAGAUGACGAAGUCGGCUUUUGAUACUACUGAUCUGUGUUGUGAGAAUACUUCGUUACAUGUGGAUGAGACGGUUUCUAUAACGUCAUUCUACGUAUCGUUUUGAAGUCUGUAAAUAGCGAGCUUGAUAAAUAUUCAUAUAUGUCUAAAUAUUAAGAUUCUUCUCAUA
Messenger RNA from Musa acuminata subsp. malaccensis (wild Malaysian banana), 960 nucleotides. RefSeq names its product probable aquaporin TIP4-3. Gene Ontology annotation, cellular component: membrane. The record is from RefSeq and is a predicted model, not a curated record. Gene Ontology annotation, molecular function: water channel activity. NCBI's taxonomy places the organism in Eukaryota, Viridiplantae, Streptophyta, Magnoliopsida, Zingiberales, Musaceae. Gene Ontology annotation, biological process: transmembrane transport; water transport.